AUGUCGUGCAGCACUCGGGAGAUUGUUUUAGACAGUCUUGUCAAGAGCACAUUUGCUUUGCUUUUGGAUGAUGCGAACACUGGUGAGAAUCGUGAACACUUGAACUUGGCGCAGAAACUGGACAAACGGAUUGAACUGCUUCGCGCUCGCAGAAAUGACGAUCUCCUUACAAGUCUCACGCACCUAAAAAGUGCAGUUGUAUCUCUACGUACUUGCUUUAGAGAUCUUAGAAAAUGGGCAGAGUCUUCUGCAGAAAAUUCAACCAGUCAAAACGAAUUUCUACAUGAUGAAAGCGCGAGGCUGGAAACGUAUUUUCCAAAUGACUCGCAAAGUCAGUUGUACACGCCGAAACACGCACAACUACAGGAAGAAGUCUUACAAAUCCAGUCAAGCAAAGAAUAUGAGGACGCCAGUAGAUUGUUUGUUAAUUCGAAGGAGAUUUCGGCAAAGGUUUUCGAGGACGAAAGUGAAAGAGAAACUCAAAUCACGGCAACUAAGGUACGCGUCAUCAGCGAAAUUCUUGGAAAUUUAACCAAUCUCAAAGGUGCAGCCGAGAAAUGCAUUGAAUACAUUUCAGAACUUCAUAAAAUUUUCAACCUACAAAGAUCUCCUUUUCCAACAUGGUACAAAGCUCUACUGAGUUACAAAAAGUCAGAAUCCCAAGAGAUGGAAGGCUUGGGUUCCGCAAUGCAUAUCAAUGCGGUAGUGUUUCGUUUCAUUAAGGAAUUUAUUAGAAAACCAGUUCCCAUGUUGAAUUGGACCACGAUCGAUAUAACCAGAGAGACUACAAGAGUUGAUACACCACAAGAACAAGAGAGACCAGAACAGUUUAUGUACAAGAAGACCCAUCAUCCAAUUUUAGGAGAACAGCCACCCAAAACCAAUAACCCAGAUCCGUUUACGGCAAUCGAUGAGGACGAGGCCGACGAGCUAUGUAUUGAUUCCCAAGUUUCAGCCGUCAACUGCAGUGGAGAAGUCUUUGCAAAAGAAGUGCCCGUAGACGAAAAUCCACCGACAGGUAUUAUUUCCGUUCGUUUCUAAACUGUAGCCGCACUAAACUGUAAAUUAUCAACAUACCAUUAUAGUUCAGUUUUACCAUGGAUAUAUAGUUGAACUUUUAUUAUCAUUACCCAUUGUCAAUCUUUAAAUAUUUUCGCUCCUAUAGUGUCAAAACUUCUGCAGUUGCCCAUAAUCUGCCGCCCUCGCGAAAUAAAUUAAAUUCAAAUUCGAAAUAUAAUAUAACCGUAUUUUAUCUCUUUUUUUAUUCACAUCUUUAGUGAUGAUUUUUGGUUUAUUUUUGGUUUCCGUUCUAUUCUGUUUUAUAGUGAUUAAGAGGAUAACGCCAACUGGCAAUAAGGAGUACUGUGUUAAUGGAAAGAGAAAUAUAUUGAGUAUUUCCAUCGACUGUGCUGAUUGCCAUACUAAUGAGGCCUCUGCUCAAUCCAACGAGGCUAGCUGUGAGCUUAGCUUCAGCAUGUCCAAUACACCAUGCAAAGGCAAAAUGUACAUUCUAGCAGCAUCUAACUCUCGCAAACGCGUACUGUAUUUCCUUUAUGUUAUUGGUAUGGAUGAAACCAUACAUCACGAAGAAAAAGUGGGAUUUUUAGAAAGCGAUCAACUCCUAGAGGCCAAGAUUUUUUGCAUCAGAGAGAGAAAGUUGAUUAUACUCAAUGUUACAGGUAGUUUCAUAUAUAUUUGUGAUAACAAAGGCGAACAUUUAAAGACAAUCGAUAUGACCGCAAAAUUAGGUAAUGCACAUUUUUUUAGACCCCGGCCAAUUAUUAGUAUUUCAUACAAUGGUGAAAUUGUGUCCUCAGAAGGACAAAACAAGCUUAAUGUUUAUAACAUUGAUGAAGAAGGUGAAGUGAUAUUAAAACAUGAAGUAAUAUUAAAACAUGUAGUGCAAGCUGUAGCAUUUAAUCGCGAGUUGGACGAGCUAAUAAUUUUAUGCUAUACGUCAGUCCCACAACAAUAUCGUUUGGUAAUUUCAACGAAAGCUGGAAUAUUAAAACAAGAUAUUAAGCUACGAAACGGUAAUUAUCGGGAAGCAAAGUUGAUUUUCCACCGAAAUGGUCCAGUAGUAUUGCUAAUUGACAAUCAUAGACUACUUCAUUUAGAGUAA
Molecule: messenger RNA, 2122 nt
Organism: Paramuricea clavata
Lineage: Eukaryota; Metazoa; Cnidaria; Anthozoa; Malacalcyonacea; Plexauridae
Source: the annotation of a GenBank genome assembly